UCUAUUUUUGUUCACUAUUCUGAAUAUGGCGGGAAAUGUAAAUGAUACAAAUUGAAGAUGAAUCAGAUUGAGAAUCACGAAACAGAAGAAAAUGCAAACUUAAACGUAUUUGUAGAAUACAAAGCCAUCCUACAAAGAUAUGUAUUAGAACAUCAUACAGAAAACUUGGUGGAUAUCUUACUGAAUGAGGAUAAUGAAGAUCACUUCUCAGUUACUGUCAAUGCCCUGUCAUUAUUUGAACACAACAUGUCAAUUUGUGAAGUGCUGUUAUCCAAUCCUGACAAGUUGUUUCCUGUGUUUGAUGCAGCAAUGGUGGAAAGUCAGAGUGUCUUGAUGACAAAUCAUCCACAGAAAAAUGUUAUGAAUGUAAAGAAGCAUAUCCAUGCAAGAAUUAUGUCUUUGCCUGUUUGUCCUGAGCUGACCAGAACUACACUACCUAGAACUGCUGAUGUAGACAGCUUCUUGUCAAUAACAGGAACCGUGAUAAGAACCACUGUUAUGAAGAUGUUAGAGUAUGAAAAAGAAUAUAUCUGUGCUAAAUGUAGAAGUAUAUUUACAGUAGAGGCUGACAUAGAACAGUUUUAUUCAGUAGGAAAACCAAGCAAGUGUACUAAUGAAGCAUGUAACUCCACAAACUUUACACUCGUCAAUGACACAGGAGGUCAACCUGUAAACUGUAGAAAUUAUCAGGAAAUAAAGGUCCAAGAACAAGUACAGAAACUAGCCGUAGGGACAAUACCCCGAUCCAUGUGGGUUAUACUAGAGGAGGAUCUGGUGGACACUUGUAAGGCAGGGGAUGAUGUCACUAUAUGUGGAACAGUUAAAAGAAGAUGGCGACCAUCAUCAGUAGACAGUCGAUGUGAAAUUGAAGUUGUAAUGAAAGCGAACCAUGUUCUAGUGACCAAUGAACAGCGUAACUCAGUUCUCGUCAAUCAAGAUCUGAAAAAAGAAAUUCUAUCAUUUUGGGAGAGUCAUUCUCAUCAACCACUGACAGGGAGAAAUCAGAUCUUGACCAGUUUUUGUCCACAAGUCUAUGGAUUAUAUGUGGUCAAACUUGCAGUAGCUAUGGCUUUAGCUGGUGGGGUUCAGAGAGUGGACGAAACAGGAACCAGAGUAAGAGGAGAAAUACAUAUGUUAUUAGUUGGGGAUCCAGGCACAGGAAAAUCUCAGUUUCUGAAGUAUGCCACAAAGAUAACUCCACGGUCUGUUUUAACAACAGGGAUAGGUAGUACAAGUGCAGGACUUACUGUAACAGCUGUCAAGGAUGGUGGUGAGUGGCAGUUAGAAGCAGGUGCUUUAGUCCUAGCUGAUGGUGGCCUCUGUUGUAUUGAUGAAUUCAAUAGUAUCAGAGAACAUGAUAAAGCCAGUAUACAUGAAGCUAUGGAACAACAAACAAUCAGUGUGGCCAAGGCUGGUAUGGUUUGUAAACUUGACACAAAGACAAGUAUCCUAGCUGCUACCAAUCCUAAAGGCCAUUAUGAUCCAAAUGAGUCACUGAGUGUAAAUGUUGCUUUAGCCAGUCCAUUGUUGAGUAGAUUUGACUUAGUAUUAGUACUGUUAGACUCCCAGAAUGAAGACUGGGAUAGAGUUGUAUCCUCAUUCAUACUGGAAAAUAAAGAUCCUCUAGGUGAUGUUGACCCCAGAUCUCUUUGGAGUAUGGAGAAGAUGCAGGCUUACAUAUCACUGAUUAAAACCAAUAAUCCAGAACUUACUGAAGAUGCUAGCAGGGUUUUAAGGGAGUAUUACAAGGCACAAAGAGGAGCCGAUGAUAGAAAUGCUGCUAGGACUACCAUGAGGUUACUCCAGAGCAUGAUAAGAUUAUCCCAAGCUCAUGCCAGACUUAUGUUCAGAAACACAGUAACAGUACAAGAUGCAGUUGUUGCUGUCACAUUGAUGGAAUCAACCAUGCAGGGUGCUGCAUUAUUAGGAGGGGUCAAUGCUUUGCAUACAGCCUUCCCAGAUAGUGCUGAGGAGGAAUAUAAAUUACAAGCUGAACUGGUACUUAAUAGAUUGAGUUUAACUGAUAUUUUGGAAGAUGAGAUGAAAAUACUGGAGAACUACAAAAAUUUAAUUGUAAAUGAGACGGUGGACAUUAGCCAAAGGAGUAAUACACAGAAUAGUAAUGUAACUCACACAGAAGUUAUCUCAGAAACUAUGGGCACAAUAACACAGAACACUGUAGAUUCACAAACAAGUAGUAUUAUCCAAUCACAGAGCUCUAUUGAUUCACAAACUAGUCAUAUUAACCAAUUACAGAACACUGUCCAUUCACAAACAAGUAACAUUAAUCCAUCACAGAAUUCUGUAGAUUUACAAAACAGUAGUAUUUCACCAUCACAGACAACAAGGGACAUAACCCAGUUAUCUAAUUAUCAAAGAGAAGUAUCACCUGAAGCCGAUGACAAUUCAACAGAUGUCAGAAAGCAGAAAACAAUUACUGAAAAUGUAACAAAUAAUUCUGUAUCUAGUGAAUUACCUGUACCCGAUAAUUCAACACAGAAGCGAACAUCAAAUGCUGAGACUUUUCAUCGAUUGAAAAGAAGAAUAGAAAUUCAUACAAAUUCUUACAAACAGUUCCCUAGUGAGGAAAUUGAUAAAAAUGACAAAAAUAACAAAACAGAAUCAAAUUUACAAUGUAGAUCAAGAGAAAACAGUUCUGAUAGCUCUGUUAAUCAUGAAAACGUGUCAUUAGAUUUACUGAAUUGUAGUGGAACUGAAUCGUUCUCUCUCUCUCAUCCUGUAGUAUGUCCAACUGUUGGACUAACUCCAGGUGAAUCAAAUGAUACACCUUUCACUUCAACACAACUGUCAAGGGUAUCCCCUCAAGGUCACAAUGAUGGAAUACAAACUUUGGACAUCUCAUCUGUCCUUGAUGACAAGCAGGCAGUUACACCUGUUUCUAAAAAUCAUGUCGCUGGUGUUAUCAAGAAUAGGAAUGAUAGAACUCACAAACAUCUAAAUAGCAAAACUAAUGAAGUACUAGAUGAGAAUAUAGAUUUUAUAGAUGAAAUUGAUGUUGAGCUCAAAAGUAAAGGUAAACUGAUUUAUGUGAAAGAUAAAGGUGAAACAAAUAACAAGUACUUUAAAGGGAAGAAACUUGUUGAAAAACUUAAAUCUAAAAUUGGCAAUAAGGAACCAGGAGGAAAAAUGGAUUAUUUGGAAGAAACUGAAAGUCAGGAAAAAACAUUUAAAAAUGGGCACAAGAAAGAAACUCCCUCAAAUACUACAGAAAAAGUCCAUGAACUGAAGGAAAAGAUUCCAGCAAGUACUAUUUCAAAGUUAAAACAGUUUGCUUUUAAUAAAGCUAAUUCGUCUAUUGUAAGAAAACAGGAACAGUCAUGUGAUGAAUCCGAUAUGUGUGUGGUGGAUGUACUUCAAAAUCAGGGUCAAAAGAGUGGAAGGAAAGUGAGCGGAGAAGAUAGCGGACUAUCUGAAAGUAUGAUGUCUGGACAUCUGUGGACAGAUACUAUUCAAUCACAAAAUAGUACUAAUUCUAAUGGGGGUUCAAAUUCUCAAAUACGAGACACCACAAUUGACAAUUCAACAAAAAUAAAACGGGCAUGUGAUUUAUUAAAUCUUGUACGCAACACAACAAAUAGUAACUCGAAAGACUCAACACCUUCAAGUUCACAAUCACCAAAAUUACCUGUCAGUAGCCAGUCAUCAAACAAUGGUUCAAGUGAGAUUGUACCUCAGUGUUUACAAAGCCCUUCAUGGCUAACGACAUUAAAUUCUAGGAAAUUAUCUACUCCUGUAUUCAGUGUAACUAAUGAUGAUGAUGAUGAUUUAGACGAUCUUGACCUUGAAUUAGAUGUCCGUUCAAAUCCUUCGAAAAGACAAAAAGUGUCAUGAAAAAUAAAUACAUUU
Mytilus trossulus (common blue mussel) is the source of this 3867-nucleotide messenger RNA. RefSeq names its product DNA helicase MCM9-like. Gene Ontology annotation, molecular function: ATP hydrolysis activity; single-stranded DNA helicase activity; ATP binding. Gene Ontology annotation, cellular component: nucleus; MCM complex. Gene Ontology annotation, biological process: double-strand break repair via homologous recombination. NCBI's taxonomy places the organism in Eukaryota, Metazoa, Mollusca, Bivalvia, Mytilida, Mytilidae. The transcript has 19 exons. The coding region runs from base 58 to 3852 and encodes 1264 amino acids. The record is from RefSeq and is a predicted model, not a curated record.